GCCGCCGUCCGCGCCGCAAGUCAAGGUACUCGCCAUCUUCACUUACAUACAACUCCAAGCCAGCUCUUGAUAACCUAUAACGUGGCAUUUUUUCUCUUUCUGUUUCUCCUCUCAAAUCUUCCUUGAUACCCCUUUCACGAAUAUCACGACCAUGGCUCAAGACCCAAGAGCUCUUCUCCAAAAGGUUUCGUAACCCCUCCCCCGCUUUGCAUUGGUUGUUUCCUUUCAGCUGUGCUGACACAUCGCAACUUUCAGGCUCAGAAGCAGCUUCAGAGUGCCGGUGGUGGUUUCAGCUUCUUUGGUGGACGAGAGGAGAAGUAUCAAGAGGCCGCUGAUCUCUUCACUCAAGCCGCCAAUGCCUUCAAGAUGCAGCAGCAGAACCUUGAAGCCGGAAAGGCUUUUGAACAGGCCGCACAAGUUCAAACCGACAAGUUGAAGGAACCCGAUGACGCUGCCAACACCCUCGUCGAUGCCUUCAAGGCCUACCGCAAAGACGAUCCCCAGGCUGCUGCGCGAUGCCUUAACAUCGCUGUCGACCGAUACUGCGCCAAGGGUAAUUUCCGCCGCGCAGCUUCCCACAAGGAAAACCUCGGCGAGUUGUACGAGGUGGAACUUGGCGAUGCCAAGAGCGCUAUCGAAUGCUAUGAACUCGCUGCUACCUGGUAUGAGGGCGAUAAUGCGGCAGCUCUUGCCAAUAAGCUAUGGCUCAAGGUCGCCGACGUGGCUGCUAUCGAGGGCGACUACUACAAGGCCAUCGAGAAAUACGAGAGAGUGGCUGAGCAAUCAAUCAACAACAACCUCAUGAAGUACAGCGUCAAGGACUACCUACUCAAGGCAGGUAUAUGCCAUCUAGCCAGUGGCGAUCUGGUCGCCGCUCAGCGCGCCCUGGAGAAGUACCGCGACAUGGAUCCCUCAUUUGGCGCACAGCGAGAGCAUCAGCUCUUGACUGAUCUGUGCGAGGCCAUCGAGGCCAAGAGCCAGGAGCAGUUUACCGACAGACUGUACCAGUUCGACCAGAUCAGCAAGUUGGAUAAGUGGAAGACGACGAUCUUGGUGCGAGUCAAAAACCAGAUUGAGGAGGAAGAGGAUGAAGAGUUUGCGUAA
This is a messenger RNA of Fusarium redolens, 1104 nucleotides long. Its product is annotated as soluble NSF attachment protein. The record is from RefSeq and is a predicted model, not a curated record. Lineage: Eukaryota; Fungi; Ascomycota; Sordariomycetes; Hypocreales; Nectriaceae. The transcript has 3 exons. The coding region runs from base 367 to 1104 and encodes 245 amino acids. Gene Ontology annotation, cellular component: SNARE complex; vacuolar membrane. Gene Ontology annotation, molecular function: soluble NSF attachment protein activity; syntaxin binding. Gene Ontology annotation, biological process: SNARE complex disassembly; intracellular protein transport.